GCAGUAGGAGUUAGUUAGCAAAGAGCCGAGGCCGGGCGCGCGACCCUCGUCCUUCUGCCCCUGGCCGCACACUUUGCGCACAUCCCUUUUUCUGCAUGGUGGAUAUUAUUUUUCAUUAUCCUUUUCUGGGUGCUAUGGGUGAUCAUUCCAAGAAGAAGCCCGGGACGGCCAUGUGCGUGGGCUGCGGGAGUCAGAUCCACGACCAGUUUAUCCUGCGGGUGUCGCCCGACCUCGAGUGGCACGCGGCCUGCCUCAAGUGCGCCGAGUGCAGCCAGUACCUGGACGAGACGUGCACGUGCUUCGUGAGAGACGGGAAGACCUACUGCAAGCGGGACUAUGUCAGGCUGUUCGGCAUCAAGUGCGCCAAGUGCCAGGUGGGCUUCAGCAGCAGCGACCUGGUGAUGAGGGCGCGGGACAGCGUGUACCACAUCGAGUGCUUCCGCUGCUCCGUGUGCAGCCGCCAGCUGCUGCCUGGGGACGAGUUCUCGCUGCGGGAGCACGAGCUGCUCUGCCGCGCCGACCACGGCCUCCUGCUCGAGCGCGCCGCGGCCGGCAGCCCGCGCAGCCCCGGCCCGGUUCCCGGCGCCCGCGGCCUGCAUCUGCCAGACGCUGGGUCGGGCCGGCAGCCCGCGUUGCGCCCGCACGUGCACAAGCAGACGGAGAAGACGACCCGCGUGCGGACUGUGCUGAACGAGAAGCAGCUGCACACUCUGCGGACCUGCUACGCCGCCAACCCGCGGCCCGACGCUCUCAUGAAGGAGCAGCUGGUGGAGAUGACCGGCCUGAGCCCGCGGGUCAUCCGCGUCUGGUUCCAGAACAAGCGCUGCAAGGACAAGAAGAAAUCCAUUCUCAUGAAGCAGCUGCAGCAGCAGCAGCACAGCGACAAGACGAGCCUUCAGGGACUGACCGGGACGCCCCUCGUGGCAGGCAGCCCCAUCCGCCAUGAGAACGCCGUGCAGGGCAGCGCAGUGGAGGUGCAGACGUACCAGCCGCCGUGGAAGGCGCUCAGCGAGUUUGCCCUCCAGAGCGACCUGGACCAACCCGCCUUCCAACAGCUGGUCUCCCUGGAUUAAAGUGCUCACAAGAGAGGUCGCAGGAUUAACCAACCCGCUCCCCCGCCCUAAUCCCCCCCUGCGUGCGCCUGGGGACCUGGCCUCCUUCUCCGCAGGGCUUGUUCUCAGCCGGCGGCCGGUCCCCAAGGGACACUUUCCGACUCGGAGCACGCGGCCCUGGAGCACCAGCUCGCGUGCCUCUUCACCUGCCUCUUCCCGGUGUUUCCGCCGCCCCAGGUCUCCUUCUCCGAGUCCGGCUCCCUAGGCAACUCCUCCGGCAGCGACGUGACCUCCCUGUCCUCGCAGCUCCCGGACACCCCCAACAGUAUGGUGCCGAGUCCCGUGGAGACGUGAGGGGGACCCCUCCCUGCCAGCCCGCGGACCUCGCAUGCUCCCUGCAUGAGACUCACCCAUGCUCAGGCCAUUCCAGUUCCGAAAGCUCUCUCGCCUUCGUAAUUAUUCUAUUGUUAUUUAUGAGAGAGGACCGAGAGACACGGUCUGGACAGCCCAAGGCGCCAGGAUGCAACCUGCUUUCACCAGACUGCAGAUCCCUGCUCCGAGGACUCUUAUUUUUUCAAAACCAGAAUUUGGGACUUACCAGGGUUAGCUCUGCCCUCUCCUCCCCUCUCCGCGUGGCCGCCGCUCUGUCUCUCCACGCCCCACCUGUGUCCCCACCUCGGCCGGCCCGGAGCUCGCCCACGCGGACCCCCGCCCUGCCCCCGGUCCGCGCUCCCUGGCGGCUUCGCCCGGGCUCCUAGCGGGGAAAAGGAAGGGGAUAACUCAGAGGAACAGACACUCAAACUCCCAAAACGCAUGAUUGCUGGGAAACAGUAGAAACCAGACUUGCCUUGAAAGUGUUUAAGUUAUUCGACGGAGGACAGAGUGUGUGAGCCUUUGCCGAACAAACAAACGUAAGUUAUUGUUAUUUAUUGUGAGAACAGCCAGUUCAUAGUGGGACUCGUAUUUUGAUCUUAAUAAAAAAUAAUAACCCGGG
Symphalangus syndactylus (siamang) is the source of this 2046-nucleotide messenger RNA. It is a transcript of the gene ISL2, whose product is annotated as ISL LIM homeobox 2. Gene Ontology annotation, cellular component: nucleus. Gene Ontology annotation, molecular function: cis-regulatory region sequence-specific DNA binding; DNA-binding transcription factor activity, RNA polymerase II-specific. Lineage: Eukaryota; Metazoa; Chordata; Mammalia; Primates; Hylobatidae. The record is from RefSeq and is a predicted model, not a curated record. Gene Ontology annotation, biological process: positive regulation of transcription by RNA polymerase II; neuron fate specification; axonogenesis.